Molecule: messenger RNA, 2408 nt
Organism: Helicoverpa armigera (cotton bollworm)
Lineage: Eukaryota; Metazoa; Arthropoda; Insecta; Lepidoptera; Noctuidae
Gene: ChT
Product: high-affinity choline transporter 1
Exons: 11
Coding region: 376-2160 (594 amino acids)
Biological process (GO): transmembrane transport; acetylcholine biosynthetic process; choline transport
Cellular component (GO): plasma membrane
Molecular function (GO): choline:sodium symporter activity
Source: RefSeq, a predicted model, not a curated record
AGAGGCAUCGAUCGCGUCGCGCCGCGCCUCGGCACAGCUCCUCCGCUCCUGUCAGGUCCGGAGCACGUGAACAGCCCUGCGAGGAUGCGGCCACCCCUCACGUAAGGCCACACCACGUGUAUUCAUGUCCGGCGAGCACCCAUGUGCGGGCUAAGCUUCAGGACCAGGAAUAGCCCUUCGCAGAAAACCUCCCUCCGAUGGGGCGACAGUUGCCCUCCGAGGCUGAGCAGUAACACCUCGGACUAGUGAGGGGACAGUGUUGUGUGUAGUGAUACUUACUGUACGUGCUGUGGCCUCAUGCUGGCUGAGUGACGGCGCUCCGGACCCUCACAUCUAGUUUUAUUGACAGGAAAGGAGGAAAGCUAAUCAAGCAAGAUGAUCAACAUAGCGGGCGUGAUCUCCAUCAUCCUGUUCUACGUGCUGAUCCUGGCCGUGGGCAUCUGGGCGGGGCGCAAGAAGCCAGCGGGCAAUGACUCGGAGGAGGAGGUCAUGCUGGCAGGACGCUCCAUCGGACUCUUCGUCGGGAUAUUCACUAUGACUGCGACAUGGGUGGGCGGCGGCUACAUCAACGGCACGGCGGAGGCCAUCUACACAUCAGGUCUGGUCUGGUGCCAAGCGCCCUUCGGGUACGCGCUCUCGCUCGUCUUCGGUGGCAUAUUCUUCGCGAACCCGAUGCGCAAGCAGGGCUACGUGACGAUGCUGGACCCGCUGCAGGACUCGUUCGGAGGCCGCAUGGGGGGGCUGCUUUUCCUGCCCGCACUCUGCGGGGAGGUCUUCUGGGCUGCUGGCAUCCUGGCUGCACUGGGAGCAACACUAGCGGUGAUCAUCGACAUGGAUCAGAAGACGUCGGUGAUAUUCUCGGCGUGCGUGGCGGUGUUCUACACGCUGUUCGGCGGCCUCUACUCCGUCGCCUACACCGAUGUCAUACAGCUAUUCUGCAUCUUCAUAGGUCUAUGGAUGUGCAUUCCGUUCGCAUGGGCUAACGAGCACGUGAAGCCGCUCAGCUCUAUGGAGGUGGACUGGAUAGGGCACGUGGAUCCGGAGUACUACUGGUUCUAUGUCGACUAUGGCUUGCUGCUCGUGUUUGGAGGGAUCCCGUGGCAGGUGUACUUCCAACGCGUGCUGAGCAGUAAGACUGCGGGGCGCGCGCAGAUCCUGUCGUACGUGGCUGCCAUCGGCUGCAUCUUCAUGGCCAUCCCGCCCGUGCUCAUCGGAGCCAUCGCCAAGGGCACUGCGUGGAACGAGACGGACUAUCGCGGCGACCUGACGCCUGAAGGCGAGCUGACCUCUGACCAGACCUCCAUGAUCCUCCCGCUGGUGCUGCAGCAUCUCACGCCCGACUUCGUCUCGUUCUUCGGGCUGGGAGCCGUGUCAGCUGCCGUCAUGUCUUCGGCAGACUCCAGUGUGCUCAGUGCUAGCUCUAUGUUUGCCAGGAACGUGUACAAGCUGAUCUUCCGCGCGAACGCGUCGGAGAUGGAGAUCAUCUGGGUGAUGCGCGUGUCCAUCCUCAUCGUGGGCGCGCUCGCCACGCUCAUGGCGCUCACCAUACCCUCCAUCUACGGACUCUGGUCAAUGUGUUCAGACCUGGUGUACGUGAUCCUGUUCCCGCAACUGCUGAUGGUGGUGCACUUCAAGAAGCACUGCAACACGUACGGCUCGCUGGCGGCGUACAUCGUGGCGCUGCUGGUGCGCCUGUCCGGGGGGGAGAAACUCCUCGGCCUGCCGGCGUUGAUACACUACCCGGGGUGGGACGCCGAGAAUGAGGUGCAACUGUUCCCCUUCAGGACCAUGGCGAUGACCAUGUCGCUGUUCACGCUGGCGUUCAUAUCGUGGCUGUCCGUAUUCCUGUUCAACGGCGGCUACCUGAGUCCGGAGUCGGACUACUUCAACUGUGUUGUGAACAUCCCCGAGGAUAUACGUCGUGUUGACGAGCCGUCCGAGGCCGGCGAGCAGAUGUCGGUGCUGGGCGGCGUGCCGGGGCGGCUGUACGGCGCCGCGUCCACGCUGGUGGGGCCGGACGAGAAGUGCGGCCGCAUCAACCCCGCGCUGGAGCCGGAUGACGACGACCUGGACGACCCCAACGACGGGCCCACGCCGCUGUUCGGCAGUUCCAGUGCCCCUCCCCCCGUGCAACCCUUCGGCAAGCAAACGGCUUUCUGAGACGAUAAGUAAACUUUAAGUUCUUUGUCGGUCUUCAAGCCACGCUGCCACAGUGGGCUCGCGACAUAGCGGGAUUAUAUUUUCCGAAAAUUUUACUAUAUUUCUUAUUUUUUCAUUUAAAUAAAUUCGGUAAGAUCGUUACAUCGAAGUGUGGAACAGUUAACUUCAGUAUUUUUCCAAAUAACGACUAGAAUGUUAUGCUCAAGACGAUCGAAACGAAAUACCUACAUCAUCCGUAUCUUCCUAUA